Rhizophagus irregularis DAOM 181602=DAOM 197198 is the source of this 714-nucleotide messenger RNA. Lineage: Eukaryota; Fungi; Glomeromycota; Glomeromycetes; Glomerales; Glomeraceae. The record is from RefSeq and is a predicted model, not a curated record.
AUGCGUAUCUUUACCCUUGUACUAAUUCUCACAUUAACUCUGGGUUUCUUAACCACAGCAGAAUCUGGUUAUUCAAUUCCGAAAAUUUUUAAAGGCCUUCUCGUGUUUCAGGACGAUUGGGAUGUAAUCGGCCCUAUUAUUGAAAAACAGAUUCCACAGUAUGUGCAAGGUGCUGAGGCAUUUCCUAGCCUAAAACAAAUGUACGAAAAAGUUAUAAAAGCUUUCACUUCUGGAAGGAGCUAUAGUUGGCGGUUUAAAAACUUAGGUCUCGUUGAUGCUCUUAAAGCAAUUAUGUCACCAGAAAAAAUUGAGGCAGCUAUUUUUCAAAAUUUAGAAAAAGUUACUUCGAGGUCAGUGUAUAGUGCAGCAGACAAAGUAGCGAAUGCGCUUAGAUUUGGAGGCGUAUCUGCGGUCGAAUCAGCAAUAAUAGGAAUUACAGAAGAAGAAGCAGCAUCAGUACUCGCAGUAUUGUUAGUCGGGGAAGCCGCCUGACGAUCAUUUAUCGAUCAUUAUUUUUAUUCAAUUAUAUCACAUUAUUAUAAUAUUAACUUUAAUUAUUGGCAUAAUAAUAUGUAUUCAAAUUUUACAAAUAACUUAAUAUUUGCCUGAAAUUACUUUGUAUUAAAUUUUAUUCAGUUUGCAUAACUUUUACUAGCAUCUUAAAUUUUAAUAAAAAUGCUGUUAUAUUAAUAACUGAUAAGUUAAUUAAUUCAA